Tupaia belangeri chinensis (Chinese tree shrew) is the source of this 2893-nucleotide messenger RNA. It is a transcript of the gene NXPE3, whose product is annotated as neurexophilin and PC-esterase domain family member 3. Lineage: Eukaryota; Metazoa; Chordata; Mammalia; Scandentia; Tupaiidae. The transcript has 6 exons. The coding region runs from base 373 to 2052 and encodes 559 amino acids. The record is from RefSeq and is a predicted model, not a curated record.
AAGAAUGGGAUAAAAACAAAAAAAAAUUAAUGUGUGCUUCCAACAUAUCAAGAAAAGAAUGAGGGCAGCUGGUCACCAUUGCUUGAGUUCAAGAUUACACUCUAGAAGCAAGUUAGAUGUAAACUCUUAAUUUCUCAGCUCCAAUAAGCAUCUCUUUUUGAGAAAUUUCCAGAAAAGGAGUUCAUUGAAGAAAAGAUGUGCUUCUGGAAUCAACUGCAGUCUCUUUUCUACCGAAAGAGCUCAUAAGGCUACUAGCAGCAUGAAGCAAACGAAGCAGAAAGCUCAUCUACAGGUCACAAAAUAAAGACAUGGAGUUCUGAGGAGUGAGGGUAGCAUGGUGUCGGCCAUGGGUGAUCAAGACACAGCUGGACAAUGUGGACCCAUUUCUCUAAACUACGAAUUUUCUGCUAUCUGUUUGCAGUAUUGAUGGUAGUGGUGCUGGUCAUCAAUGUUACUCAGAUAGAGUAUUUAGACCAUGAGACCAUUUCAGCCACAUUCAUCGACAGCAGUGGGCAGUUUGCUUCCUCCCAGCUGACAGUAGUUAGCCGGAAUCCCUACUGUGGCUAUGAGCACCAGACUCUGUCCAGCCGGGAGCGUGUGGAGGAGGACUCGUUGCUGGCUGCCUUGCAGUGGCAGGUGCCUGACAUGGGCCUGGUCCCAUUUGUGAAGAGCACUGACCCUUCUUCCAGCUACUUUGUCAUCUUGAACUCUGCAGCCUACUUUGAGGUGGGAAGCCAGUUGGAGGUGCUGGUUCAUGUUCAUGAUUUUCAAAGAAAGCCCAAGAAGUAUGGUGGAGACUACCUGCAGGCCAGAAUCCACUCUCCUAGGCUACAGGCAGGCGCUGUGGGCAGAGUAGUAGACUACCAGAAUGGGUUUUACAAGGUGUUUUUUACUUUGCUCUGGCCAGGCAGAGUUAAAGUGUCUGUAUCUCUGGUCCACCCCAGUGAAGGAAUCAGAGUUCUUCAGCACUUACAGGAAGAGAAACCAGACAGGGUCUAUUUCAAGAGUCUCUUCCGUUCAGGAAGAAUUUCUGAAACCACUGAGUGCAACGUUUGUCUUCCUGGGAGUCUGCCCUUAUGUAACUUUACAGAUCUCUACACUGGAGAGCCUUGGUUCUGCUUCAAACCAAAGAAGCUCCCUUGCAGCAGCAGAAUUAAUCAUUUCAAAGGUGGCUACCUGAAGGGCCUCCUAACAGCAGCAGAGAGUGCUUUCUUCCAGAGUGGUGUCAAUAUCAAAAUGCCAAUCAACUCCAGUGGACCUGAUUGGGUGACUGUGAUUCCCAGGAGAAUAAAAGAAAUUAACAACCUAGAACUAUCUCAAGGCUCAGGAACUUUUCCUUCUGGGUAUUAUUACAAAGACCAGUGGAGGCCCAGAAAGUUUAAGAUGCGCCGGUUUAAUGACCCUGACAACAUUACGGAGUGCUUACAAAGAAAAAUGGUGUAUUUAUUUGGUGACUCAACAAUCAGGCAAUGGUUUGAAUACCUCACUACUUUUGUCCCAGAUUUAGUGGAAUUUAACUUGGGUAGUCCCAAGAAUGUGGGUCCCUUCCUCGCAGUGGACCAGAAGCACAACAUCCUGCUUAAGUACCGCUGCCAUGGUCCACCCAUUCGCUUCACCACCGUCUUCAGCAAUGAACUCCGUUAUGUGGCAAAUGAGCUGAACGGCAUCGUGGGAGGAAAGAACACAGUGGUUGCCAUAGCGAUAUGGUCUCAUUUUAGCACCUUCCCCUUAGAAGUAUACAUCCGGCGGCUCAGGAACAUCCGUCGAGCAGUGGUCCAGCUCCUGGAUCGAAGCCCUAAGACUGUAGUGGUCAUCCGGACAGCCAAUGCUCAAGAGUUGGGGCCUGAGGUGAGCCUUUUCAACAGCGACUGGUACAACUUUCAACUGGACACGAUCCUUCGGAGGAUGUUCUCAGGGGUUGGAGUGUAUCUUGUUGAUGCCUGGGAGAUGACCCUAGCCCAUUACCUACCCCACAAGCUGCAUCCAGAUGAAGUGAUAGUGAAGAACCAGCUGGACAUGUUCUUGUCUUUUGUCUGCCCUUUGGAGACCUAGCCUGUCCUGAAGGGGACUGGAGGAGUGACAUUCUGUGACCUUCCCAACUUACCUGUGUAAUUAAUAGUUUAAGGGUCACCCACUUGAGAGUUGGCUGCCAUUAAUAUGUACAAAAUUCCAAAAAGAGCUGGACUUUAUAUAAUGACUUGUAAGGAACUUUGAAAAUGCAGAAUACAUUUAUAACUACCUAUUCCAAUCUUAGCCAUGGUAGAACACUUAUUAACAACGUCUAUACACUCUGUUGCCCUUAUAACCAAAGAUACUUUGAGUGUAUUUGAACUAACUUCUCUGGGAAGAAAGAUUGCUGGGCUAAAGAGGAAGAAUGUCCUGAAGUAAAUGGAAGGGACAAGUUUGGUUGGCAGUAAAGUGGAGCUUAUCCAGUAAAGGAAAGGGCAUCUCCAUGACUAACACAAGUGGUCCACUUCUGGAAUGAGCUUACUGUCAGAGCGCCUGUGAACUGCCAAAGUCUGCUGUCCUCAGGAUUGUCUCUUGAUUUACGUUUUAUGAAUUGCUCAAAAAGGCCAGCGUGUUUGGUCAGAAUUUUAUAGUGAGAAUGUUUAUAAUUUCCUGCAUUUAUUGAGAAGUGAGGCAAAUGGCAAAUACGAAAGCAGUAUAUAUAUAGAAAUCCGUGCUAUGAAUUGAUAUUUACACUGGGUGACUGUUGGUUGAGUCAGCUGCAUUUUAUGUGAUGAAUACUUAUUCUAAGAAAACCACUUUUGGAACUAGAAGAGGAUAAAUGGAAAUUUAUUUUUAUGUAGUAAAGUUUGAGGAUUUUAAGAAUUGGCUUUUAUGUAAAGAAUGCUAUUGAUUAUUAUAAAGUUGUGGAAAAAUUUCCCACUCA